Messenger RNA from Lolium rigidum, 2847 nucleotides. RefSeq names its product putative pentatricopeptide repeat-containing protein At3g15130. Gene Ontology annotation, biological process: RNA modification. Gene Ontology annotation, molecular function: RNA binding; zinc ion binding; protein binding. Lineage: Eukaryota; Viridiplantae; Streptophyta; Magnoliopsida; Poales; Poaceae. The transcript has a single exon. The record is from RefSeq and is a predicted model, not a curated record. Bases 1 to 2106 code for a protein of 701 amino acids.
AUGGAGCGGCGGAAGAUGCUCGCGGACCUCCUCCGUGCGAGCGCGAGGAGCGCGGCCAUCCGCGGCGGCGUGCAGCUCCACGGCGCGCUUAUCAAGCUCGGCUUCGGCUCGGACACCAUGCUGAGCAACAACCUGGUCGACAUGUACGCCAAGUGCGGUAAGCUCGACAUGGCCUGCGAGGUGUUCGACCGCAUGCCCGAAAGGAACGUGGUGUCCUGGACGGCCCUCAUGGUGGGCUUCCUGCAGAAUGGGGACGCCAUGGAGUGCCUCAGGCUGUUCAGGGCGAUGUGGCGCCUCUCGGAGGACGCGCCAAACGAGUUCACGCUCUCGGCGACCUUGAAGGCGUGCGGUGUGGUCGGUGACACCGGCGCCGGCGUUUGCGUGCACGGAGGAUGCGUCAGGAUGGGGUUUGAGGGGCACGGCGUCAUCGCCAACUCGCUGGUGCUUCUGUACUCCAAGGGCGGAAGGGUCGGUGACGCGCGACGGGUGUUUGAUGGUGUGGCGUCCAGGAACCUCGUGGCCUGGAACGCCAUGAUCUCCGGCUACGCGCACGCCGGACAUGGCAGGGACGCGCUGCUCGUCUUCCGGGAGAUGCAGCGGCGGCAAGACGAGGAGGAUGGUCAGCCCGACAAGUUCACCUUUGCCAGCUUGCUGAAAGCCUGCAGCACCCUUGGCGCCGCUCGCGAGGGCGCGCAGGUUCAUGCGGCGAUGGCGAUCCGAGGGGUCUCCACAGCAUCCAACGCCAUCCUCGCCGGCGCGCUCCUCGACGUGUACGUCAAGUGCCAGUGCCUGCCUGCGGCGAUGCAGAUGUUUGAUCGACUGGGAAAGAAGAAUGCCAUCCAGUGGACGACGGUGAUCAUUGGGCAUGCGCAGGAGGGGCAGGUGAAGGAAGCGUUGGAGCUGUUUGGGAGGUUCUGGAGCUCCGGCGUCCGAGCCGAUGGGCAUAUCAUGUCCAGUGUCGUUGGCGUAUUUGCGGAUUUUGCUCUCGUGGAGCAAGGGAGGCAAGUGCACUGCUACACGGUCAAGGACCCGACCGGGCAGGAUGUGUCGGUGGCUAACUCCCUGGUCGAUAUGUACCUCAAGUGCGGGCUGAGCGACGAGGCAGAGCGGCGGUUCAGGGAGACGGUAGCAAGGAAUGUUGUCUCAUGGACCACAAUGAUCAAUGGCCUCGGGAAGCAUGGCCAUGGUCGUGAAGCCAUCGACAUGUUUGAGGAAAUGAGAGCUGAAUGGGUUGAGCCCGACGAGGUGGCCUACCUCGCCCUCCUGUCCGCGUGCAGCCACUCUGGCCUUGUUGAAGAAUGCCGCCAGUACUUCUCGAUAAUCCGUCAAGACCGGCGGCUGAGACUGAGAGCAGAACACUACGCAUGCAUGGUCGAUCUGCUUGGCCGUGCUGGAGAGCUUGGCGAGGCCAAGGACCUCAUCGCGACAAUGCCGAUGGCGCCAACCGUUGGUGUGUGGCAAACGCUGCUCGGGGCCUGUAGGGUGCACAAGAACGUCGCCGUGGGCAGGGAGGUGGGCGACACCCUCCUGGCCAUGGAUGGCGACAACCCGGCAAACUACGUGAUGUUGUCGAACAUUUUCGCGGAGGCCAGGGAGUGGCGCGAGUGCCAGCGGGUGCGCGAAACCAUGCGGCGCCGGGGCCUCAAGAAGCAGGGCGGGUGCAGCUGGGUGGAGGUCGGCAAAGAGGCACACUUCUUUUAUGGUGGCGGCGAUGACAUGCACCCACGCAUCACAGACCUCCGCCUCAUGCUUUGCGACGUGGAGAGGAAGAUGAUGGAACAGCUCGGGUACAUCCCUGGUGCCAUCACCGGCGAUGGCACGCAGCUGCAUGACGUUGACGAGGAGUCGCGCGCCGAGAGCCUGAGGGCGCACAGCGAGAGGCUGGCCGUGGGGCUGUGGCUGCUGCACCACCAUGAGCAUGAUCAUGGCGAGGUGGAGGGCAAGGAGGAGGUGAUCAGGGUGUACAAGAACCUGCGGGUGUGCAGCGACUGCCAUGAGUUCUUCAAGGGGCUGUCGAGCGUGGUGGGGAGGACGCUGGUAGUUAGAGAUGCUAACAGGUUCCACAGGUUCCAGGAUGGUGCCUGCUCUUGUAAAGACUACUGGUGACUUGGCUAACUGAACUUGCUAUGUUGGGAUCAAAUCGCCUCCUGUUACUGUCUUAAUCCUCAUACCUGCAGUACAAUUCUCAGAGGCACAAAGCAAUUCUUGUUUCAGAAUAUGCUGAAUUUCUGGGGCUCGAGGUAAUUGACUCCACUUUGGCUAUGAAGAUGGUAAAUUCGUGGCAAUGUUGGCCUCAAGUAAUUCUACAUUAAAGAUUAGUAUCCCUCGGUCAAUCUUGGCAGAGGGAAUUAUGUUGUUACCUCGCCCCCAAUUACCUCCAGAUGGGAGGUACGGGCUUGUGCUACUGGAGAUCUGCACAGAAGCCAUCCAAUAGACCGAGAAGCACCUGCCCCUGGAGAUCUGCACGUGAAGGCGUCAAAUAGACCGAGAAGCACCUGCCAAACAUGUUGGAUGUUAUUGAUUGGGUUUGGAAUGUGCACUCUAAAUCAGAGCUCUUGGAUGAUGUUGAUUUAGAGCCUGAAUGGGGAGUAUGGCACAGAGCAGAUGAUGAGGUCUGCCUCUUCUAGGUUUGUUGUGAGGACUGUUGUAGGUAUACUGGAGGACAAGAAUGCUUGUUUGGAGAAAUAAGCCGCUGCUUGAUUUUGUUUUGAAUGCACCUAUUGAUCUUGUGGAGAUAGUUUCCGAGUGCAAUCAGAGUAGAGCUUCAGCAAGUAAUCUUUUUGAGCUGAAAAUUGGUAUAAACUUUAGCUAGGUGAGAGGCCCUUUUGGGUAUAUAAUUGUUGGCAA